UCAGGAACAUCCAGAGCAGGUACUUCAUAGAAACAUCUGUUAAGCACUAAAACUUUAAAUAAGAGAAAAUAUAAAGCACUGCACCUGAAACUCAACUGAAGUUUGAAGGAAGUUGAAGAAGGAAGCAAGAGCAUGCAGUUGCAUCUUAAAUACCAAUAGAACAAUAGAACAUCUAGAAAUAUACAAAAUGGACAAGGAAGAAUCCAUGAGUUAUGAAGAAGCCAUCAACAAGGCAGCCAGUGCGCUCUAUCGUUUUCCUCUGGUUGAUGUGCAAGGCAUACCUCUUUCAAAUCGUAUUGCUCAAAACUGGAGCUCCACUUGGGCAUUCUGCGCUGAUCCAUCAGAUGUGCUCAUCUCCACCUACCCUAAAGCAGGUACCACAUGGACCCAGGAAAUAGUAGAUUUGCUGCUACAUAAUGGCGAUGCUGAGAUUUGCAGGAGAGCUCCAACUGCUGUACGCAUCCCUUUUCUGGAGAUCAAUUCUCUUCCUCCUAUUCCAUCAGGACUGGACCUACUAAAAAAAAUGAAACCUCCCAGAUUCAUCAAGACGCACCUACCCAUACAGCUAGUGCCAGAAGGAUUCUGGGAAAAUAAAUGCAAGGUUAUUUAUGUGGCUCGAAAUGCUAAAGACAACCUGGUCAGCUACUACCACUUUGACCGAAUGAAUCUGACUCAGCCAGAACCAGGUCCAUGGGAAGAAUAUGUUCAGAAGUUCAUGAAGGGAAAAUUGGCCUGGGGCUCUUGGUAUGACCAUGUGAAAGGUUACUGGAAAGAAAAAGAGAAGAGGAAUAUUCUUUACCUUUUCUAUGAGGACAUGAAAGAGAAUCCUCACAGAGAAAUAGUGAGGAUCAUGCUGUACCUGGACCUGUCUCUAUCAGAUGACAUCAUUGAUAAGAUUGUGGAGUUGACAUCCUUUAAGGUUAUGAAGGACAACCCAAUGGCCAACUACUCGUUCAUCCCAAAGGCAGUGUUUGACCCCUCUGUAUCUACUUUCAUGAGAAAAGGGGAGGUUGGAGACUGGACCAACUACUUCACACCAGCUCAGUCCCAGAUGUUUGAUGAGGACUACGCCAGGCAAAUGGCCGAUGUGGACGUUCCUUUUCGCACCUUAAUAUGAAAGACAAAGUGAUCUAUAUGAAUUGGAACAUGUGCUGAGAUCAACACUUCACUAAACACAGAUGCACAAAGAUAGUUUAGACUAAUGUGACAAAUCUUAUAGAAAGUAUUACUUUAUAAAGGAUUUAUGGAUUUAUGAAGGAACCUUAGAGUUUGUUGAUUUAUACUCCUGUACUAACCUUAUUCAUUAUUGACUGCAUAUAUAGCAAAUUUCUUAUCUGAACUCGACAGGGCAAAAUAUUUGACUGUAAUUACAAAAAUUAUGUAAAACAGACAGAAAUAUACCCUUCAGCAUAUAUAUUCUAAAAAUGCAACUGGAAACAAAUUUCUGUGCAAAUCAAGGCAGUAAGUUCUCCUAACCAAAGGCAGCACCAUAUUUGCCAACAGUUUUUAAAAAUAGUUUGAUGUGUAGUAUAAUCAUUUACACCAUUUUUGACCCAAACAAUGAAUGCAUAAAGAAUAAACAGUUGUGUUUGCUGCACCUCCUAAAGUUCCCCAUAUUCUAUAAAAAAUUUGCAAUGAUUACAUUUUUUUUAAAAAUGAAUUAAAGAAUGACACUU
Hemibagrus wyckioides is the source of this 1676-nucleotide messenger RNA. RefSeq names its product sulfotransferase family 1, cytosolic sulfotransferase 6 (gene sult1st6). Gene Ontology annotation, cellular component: cytoplasm. The record is from RefSeq and is a predicted model, not a curated record. Gene Ontology annotation, biological process: sulfation. NCBI's taxonomy places the organism in Eukaryota, Metazoa, Chordata, Actinopteri, Siluriformes, Bagridae. Gene Ontology annotation, molecular function: sulfotransferase activity. The coding region runs from base 188 to 1117 and encodes 309 amino acids. The transcript is spliced from 7 exons.